This is a messenger RNA of Coffea arabica (coffee), 810 nucleotides long. RefSeq lists its product as uncharacterized. NCBI's taxonomy places the organism in Eukaryota, Viridiplantae, Streptophyta, Magnoliopsida, Gentianales, Rubiaceae. The record is from RefSeq and is a predicted model, not a curated record. Gene Ontology annotation, molecular function: nucleic acid binding; RNA-DNA hybrid ribonuclease activity.
AUGGAUGUUUGGAAAUUGGCACCGGUAAGGUGGGAUGGAUUAGAGGACAAACAAUAUAAUCGGUGGCUGUGGUGGGAGAAAGCUACGCAAUCUACUUCAAAGCACAUUGGACCUGACCGAGUGAGCCUCACCAUCAAUAUUUUUUGGCAAAUCUGGACAGCACGAAACAGAAGAGUCUUUGAAAAUGAAUACCAGAACCCACCCAAAAUUGUCUCAAAAGCACAAAUGGAAUGGAUGGAAUAUAAGCAAGCAAGGGAGGAAGAAAAGGAGCAGAAUGCAACUGCCAACAUCAGUGAGCAUCAGACACGAAGAGAAACAGCAAGGGACGAUGAUGUUUGCAUGUUCACGAAUGCUGCGAUAUCAGCAAAGAUGAUAAGGACGGGGCAAGGAAUUGUUGCAAGAAAGUGGAACGGAAUGAUCAUGAAAGCAAAAGCGAUAGUCAAUCAAUAUAAGGGGGAACCAAGUACGGAAGAAGCUUUGGCAAUUAGGAAUGCAAUGCUAAUGGCUAAACAGGUAGGAUGGACUAAAAUUAUAAUCCAUUCGGAUAGCAAAUCAGUAAUAGACCAGAUACAUAGAAGCAAUGAGUAUGAAGUUAACAUUGCAACUAUUCUAGAAGAUGCGCAAGAUUUGACAACACAUUUUGAAAGUUGUAGGUUUGUGUUUAUAUCUAGAACAGAAAAUGAAAUCAGCCAUGUUCUAGCUCAAUUUGCUGUCCAGCUAGUGCAUGAUAUUGAAUGGGAACAAGAUUUCCCAGUUUGGCUGAUGGAUUUAGUGAGGAAGGAAAUGAGGGUAGUAGCCCCUUUUUUGUAA